Messenger RNA from Rasamsonia emersonii CBS 393.64, 564 nucleotides. RefSeq lists its product as uncharacterized. NCBI's taxonomy places the organism in Eukaryota, Fungi, Ascomycota, Eurotiomycetes, Eurotiales, Trichocomaceae. The transcript has 2 exons. Gene Ontology annotation, biological process: defense response. Bases 1 to 564 code for a protein of 187 amino acids. The record is from RefSeq and is a predicted model, not a curated record. Gene Ontology annotation, cellular component: extracellular region.
AUGAACCUCUCCUUUUACGACAUCUCCCUCGUCGACGGCUACAACCUCCCCGUGGGGAUUGUCUCACUGCACACGGAGUCGAAGGACCCAGCACUAGCAUCGAUUCCAUCAAAUACCACGAACCCGGUGUGUAUCGGGAGUGUGGAUUUUUUCGUCAGCGACGACAAUAGCAGCAGCGCAAUCCAUGCAAUAUCGCGCUGGUGCCCCUGGCCCUUACAGCUGCAAGCAGUGGCACCACCCAAACCCGGCGCGGGGGUGUACCCUUACCCAGACGACGAUAUCCCGCGCCCGCGAUUCGACCCGUGCAUCUCGAGCUGCGCCAAAUACGGUAAUCCGGAGGACUGCUGCGCGGGGGCCUUUAACAGUCCUGAGACGUGUACACCGAAUGAAUACAGUCGUAAGGCGAAGAGCGUGUGUCCGGAUGCGUAUAGCUACGCCUACGACGAUAAAACGUCCACGUUUACGAUUAAGGCUGGAGCGGGGUUUGAGGUUGUGUUUUGUCCGGAUGCGGGGAGGUCGACGGAUAUUAUGAGAUAUAAGGAUCAGGAUCAGGAUCAGGGUUAG